Molecule: messenger RNA, 3297 nt
Organism: Sardina pilchardus (European sardine)
Lineage: Eukaryota; Metazoa; Chordata; Actinopteri; Clupeiformes; Clupeidae
Gene: rabgap1l
Product: RAB GTPase activating protein 1-like
Exons: 26
Coding region: 174-3284 (1036 amino acids)
Source: RefSeq, a predicted model, not a curated record
CUGCUGUAACGCAGGGCACGCUGAGGUUGCGGAUGGAGGAUGUGUCGGUGGCGCGCCUGCCAACAGUUCUCAGCUGACAGCUAGUCAACUCUGCGCCCAAACUCCGAGCAAGGUUGCCUCUUCCACUGAAGGCCCAGCGAAGAGGUGUGUGCGUGGGCCAGGGGAGGGCCACCAUGGAUGACAGCUCGUCUCUGGGCAGAGUGAGCGGCUCCACUGAAUCUGUGUCCACUGUUACCAGUGAGGAGUUUGUGCUGGUGCCACCAUCGGCUGGGGGAUCACCAUCAAGCUCGGAGGGCAAGCCAAGACUCAAGAUGUCGUGGAACGGUAGUGAGCAGCUGCAGAAAGCCAUGGAGGAGGUAUUGGAGGAUGACGUCUUGCGAGAUGAACGGAGAGAGGGCGCACAGGAGGAUGAUGCCACGGGAGACCCUGCAACUCCAGUGGCCUCUGGCCCACAGAAACGGCCACCAAGUCUGACCCUGGAGUCCUGCCCUACAGAGGGCAGUGUAGGUUCAGCAGACAGUGCUGCUCCUGAGGAGGAUAGUGUCCAGUUCAGCAAGUUAUCCUACCUGGGUUGCACUUGGGUGAAGGCACCACGCAGUGAAUCGGAAGCCCAGAAAGCCAUGGCAACCCUGCGAGCUGAGAGUGCCAUCCCUAUCCCUGUGGUGCUCCACGUGCCCAACAUUACUGAAGGAUGUGUCAGGAUCGUGGACCAGGCAUCAGGCACAGAAAUUGCCUCCUUCCCCAUCUACAAGGUGCUGUUCUGUGCUCGGGGAAAAGACGGCACCCUGGAGGGCGACUGCUUCUCGUUCACCGAGAGCUACCGCAGCUCUGAGGACUUUCAGAUUCACGUCUUCUCCUGUCACAUUAAAGAGGCCGUCAGCCGCAUAUUAUACAGCUUCUCCACCGCAUUUAAGCGCUCCUCAAAGCCCGCACCAGAUGUCAGGGAUUCGGCAUUGCCCAUGUCACCGGAUGGCGAUGUUUACACCUUCACCGUCUCCAUGGAGGUGCGGGAGGAUGACGGCAAAGGCAAUUUCAGCCCAGUGCCUAAGGACAGAGACAAGUACUACUUCAAGCUGAGACAGGGCGUCCAGAAGAAGGUGGUGGUCAAUGUUCAGCAGAUGAACAACAAGGAGCUGGUAAUUGAGAGGUGUUUUGGCAUGCUGCUAAGCCCAGGCCAGAAGGUGCGCAACAAUGAUAUGCAUCUCCUGGACAUGGAGUCCAUGGGGAAGAGUGCAGAUGGGAAAUCCUACGUGAUCACUGGCACCUGGGACCCCACCGGCCCUGCUUUCCAGGUGCUGAAUGAAGACACACCAAAGGAUAAGCAAGUCUUCAUGACUGUAGCUGUGGAUUUAGUGGUGACUGAGGUUGUAGAGCCAGUCCGCUUCAUGAUGGAGGCCCUGGUGCGUGUCUAUCCAUCCAAUGAGAGAUUUUGGUAUUUCAGCCGCAAGACCUUCUCAGAGACCUUCUAUCUGAAGCUCAAACAGCAGGGCGGAGAGCGGAGCAGUGUGGGCGAUGCCACGCUGGAGGUGGUGAGCCUGCAGCGCCACUCGGAGAGGACCGACGGGGGACGAGGGCGCCUCCAGUCCCCCACAGAGGAGGAGGAGCCAGAGGAAGAUAGUGACAGUGAAAUUUCCAGCGGGACCGGUGACGUGUCCAAAGAUUGCCCCGAGAAGAUUCUAGAGUCUUGGGGCAGUAUUUUAAACAGAUGGCAUAGCAACCUGUCUGUGCGGCCUAAGGGUCUGUCUGCGCUGGUGCGUCCCGGCGUCCCGGAGGCCCUCAGAGCCGAGGUGUGGCAGCUGCUCUCCGACUGCCAUAGUGACCAUGACCUGCUGGAACGCUACCGCAUCCUCAUCACCAAGGACUCUGCACAAGAGGGAGUCAUCACACGGGACAUCCACCGAACCUUCCCUGCUCAUGACUACUUCAAGGACUCCAAUGGCGAUGGCCAAGACUCCCUCUACAAGAUCUGCAAGGCCUACUCUGUCUACGACGAGGAGAUUGGCUACUGCCAGGGACAGUCCUUUUUGGCAGCCGUUCUGCUGCUUCAUAUGCCGGAGGAGCAGGCCUUCUGUGUCCUGGUGAAGAUCAUGUAUGAGUAUGGACUAAGGGCUCUUUACAAAAACAACUUUGAAGAACUGCACUGCAAGUUCUAUCAGCUGGAGCGAUUGCUGCAGGAGCAGCUGCCGGAGCUGUGGUCCCACUUCGAGGAGAUGAACCUGGAGGCCCAUAUGUACGCCUCCCAGUGGUUCCUCACGCUCUUCACCGCCAAGUUCCCCCUCUGCAUGGUCUUCCACAUCACUGACCUGCUGCUCUGUGAGGGUUUAAACAUCAUCUUCAAUGUGGCCCUGGCUCUCCUGAAGACCUCUAAGGAGGACCUGCUGCAGGCUGAUUUCGAGGGCGCCCUGAAGUUCUUCCGGGUGCAGCUGCCCAAGCGCUACCGUGCUGCUGAGAACGCCAGGCGCCUCAUGGAGCAAGCCUGCAACAUCAAGGUGCCAACCAAGAAGCUGAAGAAGUUUGAGAAAGAGUACCAGUCUUUGCGAGAGAGCCAGCUGCAACAGGAGGAUCCCAUUGACAGAUAUCAGAGAGAGAAUCGGCGGCUGCAGGAAGCCAGCAUGCGUUUGGAGCAGGAGAACGACGACCUCGCUCAUGAGCUGGUCACCAGUAAGAUCGCCCUGAGAAACGACCUGGACCAGGCAGAGGACAAGGCAGACGCUUUGAACAAGGAGCUGUUGAAUACCAAACAGCGUCUGGUGGAGACGGAGGAGGAGAAGAGGAGACAAGAGGAGGAGACCGCACAGCUGAAGGAGGUCUUCCGGAGAGAGCUGGAGAAAGCAGAGUCUGAGAUCAAGAAGACCACCGCCAUCAUCGCUGAGUACAAACAGAUCUGCUCUCAGCUCAGCACCAGACUGGAGAAGCAGCAGGCUGCCACUAAAGAGGAGCUGGACAUUGUGAAGAGUAAGGUGAUGUCGUGCGAGCGCUGUCGGGAGGUGUUCAGCAAGGACGGGCCGCUGCAGAUGCCGGCCAUGUCGCGGGACAGCCAGCCGUCGGAGCAGGACGAGGAGAAGGACUCCAUGAAGGCCCAGCUGAGGGAGCUGGAGCUGGAGCUGGCCCAGACCAAGCUGCAGCUGGUGGAGGCCAAGUGCAAGAUCCAGGAACUGGAGCAUCAGAGAGGGGUCCUGAUGACUGAGGUGCAGGCGGCCAAGAACUCCUGGUUCAGCAAAACCCUGGGCUCCCUAAAGACGUCCUCCAGCAACCAGACCCCUCCCUCACCCAAAGAGGGCUAGCAGGGUAGUGGGG